CAGUCAAGCAGCUGGUGAGCUAGGUAGAGCAAACGCCGGGUCGCUGACCUGUUUCUAAUCUCAAUUUCCCGGUAAAUUCCUAGGGUUCUCCGUCACUGAGCUUCAGCACUUCAGCAUAUCUCUUAACUUUAUACAUCCAUUGAACCCAAAUUGGAGCUCUGAAUUCAUUACCGCGCACAAUUGCUUUGGACGAUGGCAGUAGAUGAAGAUGCUGGACAAGAAUUCAAACCCGAAAAGAAGAAACCUCUUUCUGAGGAUGAGAAAAGAAGAAAAAAGAUUGUGCCAGGAAGUUUGAUGAAAGCCGUGGUUAGGCCUGGUGGCGGUGAAUCAAGACCUACCGAGGGUGAUCAGGUUGUAUAUCAUUGUUCAGUUCGAACACUGGAAGGAGUUACUGUUGAGUCGACACGGUCAGACCUUGGAGGUAAGGGUAUCCCAAUAAGGCAUGUUUUGGGGAAGAGCAAGAUGCUUCUGGGGUUACUCGAAGGAAUUCCCACAAUGUUUAAGGGUGAAAUUGCAGUGUUCAAGAUGAAACCAGAAAUGCACUAUGGGGAGGAAGAUUGUCCAGUUUCAGUUUCUGACAGCUUUCCAAAGGAAGAUGAACUUCAUUUUGAGAUUGAACUUAUAGAAUUCUCUAAAGUCAAGGUUGUCAGUUCUGAUCUGGGAGUCUUGAAGAAGGUUCUUGAAGAAGGACAGAGUUGGGAAUCACCUAGGGAACCUUAUGAAGUAAAAGCCCGGAUUUCGGCAAAGUCGGGUGAUGGAAAAGUGAUUCUGUCUCAUACUCAGGGUGAACCAUAUUCCUUUACUUUUGGUAAAUCUGAGAUACCAGUAGGUCUUGAAAUGGGAAUAGGAUCAAUGACACGGGGAGAGAAAGCAGUGGUUUAUGUUACACGUCAAUACUUUAGUCAAUCUCCUCUAAUGGCUAUAACAGAAGACAUUGAGGAAAUUCAUUUUGAGGUGGAGCUUGUCCACUUCAUUCAGGUACGAGAUGUGCUUGGAGAUGGACGCUUAAUUAAACGUCGCAUUCGUGAUGGAAGAGGUGACUUUCCUAUGGAUUGCCCUCUCCAGGACAGUCUUCUGCAUGUCCACUACAAGGGCAUGCUUCUUAAUGAAGAAAAGACAGUCUUCUAUGAUACAAAAUUUGACAACAAUGGUCAGCCUUUGGAGUUCAGUUCUGGAGAGGGACUUGUUCCUGAAGGAUUUGAGAUGUGUGUUCGUCUGAUGUUGCCAGGAGAGAUUGCUCUUGUCACAUGCCCUCCUGAUUAUGCUUAUGAUAAAUUUGAAAGGCCUGCUAAUGUUCCUGAAGGUGCCUAUGUCCAGUGGGAAAUUGAACUUCUAGAUUUUAAUACACAGAAGGAUUGGACUGGCUUCGAUUUUAGAGAAAUAAUGGAAGAUGUUGAGAAGAUUAAAGGCACGGGAAACAGGCUGUUUAAGGAAGGAAAGUUUGAACUUGCAAAGGCAAAAUAUGAGAAGGUUCUUCGUGAAUUUAAUCAUGUUCAUCCUCAAGAUGAUGAAGAGGGAAAGGAAUUCUCUGAAACCAGGAAUUUGUUGCAUCUUAAUGUUGCUGCCUGCUAUCUGAAGAUGGGAGAGCACAGAAAGUCAAUAGAGGCAUGUAAUAAGGUGUUAGAUGCGAAUCCUGUUCAUGUCAAAGCAUUUUAUCGACGUGGAAUGGCUUACAUGGCAGGUGGAGAUUUUCAGGAAGCAAGGGAUGAUUUUAACAAGAUGAUGAGCAUUGACAAGUCAUCUGAGACAACCGCGAAGGCAGCUCUCAUGAAACUAAAAAAGGAGGAACAGGAAGUCCACAGAAGAGCUCGUAAGCAAUUUAAAGGGCUGUUUGACAAAAGACCUGGAGAAAUCGCAGAAGUUGAUACCAGCGAAACCGAUGCCAUGGAUGCAAAUGCAAGUGAAAAUCACGAAGACAACAACGAAACCAGAGGCUUACUUACCACUGAAGAUAGUAUGAAUGAGACAGAUGCGGUUCCACCUGGCACGAGUAUUUUGUCCAAGCUUAGAAGGCUCUUUGCAUCUUUUGGCCUAAACAGAUGUGCCAUCUUGUGAGUGGGCUUUAGGCCAGCUGAAUUGCCCUUGUUAUGACUCCUCAACACGUCAAAGUGCGUGGGUAGUUUUCUUACUUUUCUGUCAUCAUUCAUGGUGAAAAAAGCUCGAAUCUGUAAACUCCCACACACUACCUUUUUUGAACCAAUGGAACUUGGAAAUCACAGAAUAACAGAAAUAAAAACUCAAAUUAUGUGUCCCGGUACUCUUUUUCUAAUUGAAAAGAUAUGCGCUAUAGUGCUUAAUAUUCUUGAAA
Molecule: messenger RNA, 2308 nt
Organism: Ipomoea triloba (trilobed morning glory)
Lineage: Eukaryota; Viridiplantae; Streptophyta; Magnoliopsida; Solanales; Convolvulaceae
Product: peptidyl-prolyl cis-trans isomerase PASTICCINO1
Exons: 20
Coding region: 193-2055 (620 amino acids)
Molecular function (GO): protein binding; peptidyl-prolyl cis-trans isomerase activity
Source: RefSeq, a predicted model, not a curated record